AUGAAAGAUGUGCAAAGUGUUAAAUCGAUUUUAGAGUUCACACAAGCUCAAGUCGAGGAGCUAAUAGCCUCUGACCUCAGAGUAAAGAAAGUCAAAGUACAAAUUGAGGACCUAGGAAACAAGUUAUAUGACCUCGAAAAUCGAUUAAGGCGAAAUGAUUUAUGCUUUGAGGGAAUUCCUGAGUCACCAAACGAACCUUUGCAGGAAUCGGAAAACAAAAUCAAACACCUAAUCUCAAGUCACAUGCCUGAAGUCGGUACCGAGUUUGUCAUAGGGAAGGCUCAUCGUGUUGGUAGACCUCGCUCUGACUCCAGGCCUCGCAAAAUUGUCGCCCGGUUUCUCAAUUACAAGGAUCGUGAGGCAGUUUUCAAAACCAAGAAGAAGCUGCACGGAACAAAUAUGUUCGUAAACGAGGAUUAUUCCGACCGCGUUGUUAAGAAGCGGACAGAACUAAUGCCCAAGUUAAAGGAAGCAAGACGCAAGAACCAAACAGCAUUCCUGAGGUUUGACAAAUCAGUUAUUUAUUAUAACCUGGUAAAUUCUAGAUCUACAAAUGAUGAGAACGCAUCAGGAGAAUCUAGUAACGCCGAUUAAUAUGACUUGUUAUCUCUGCAACGGAAAACAAAAUCAAACACCUAAACUUCAGGAAACCUUGGCUUACAAAGAGCUUACUUAGGUCAAUCAAUAAGAAAAAUAAGCUAUACAAGCCAUACUUUCGUCAUCGAUCGAAUGAAAAACUUCUUAAAUACAAAACGUAUAAAAACAAACUAACUAAUCUUUUUAGAGUUGCCAAGAGGCUCUAUUUUCAAAAUCAAAUUGAAAUAAAUAAGACUAACAUCAAGAAGACGUGGAGGAUUUUGAAUAAUGCAAUAGGCCAAAAUAAAAAGAAGAAAUUGACAUACCCAUUAGUAUACGAAAAUGGUGAAAGUAUUACCAGCACAGAAAAAGCCGCCAACAAAUUCUGUAAAUAUUUUACAAACAUCGGUCCAAAUUUGGCCGGUAAAAUAGCCCCUGCCUCCAAGUCGUUCCAGGAUUUUAUAAACAGUGUGCCCUCAGACUCGCUCUCAAGCUUCACUCAUGUAACUGCCGAAGAACUCAAAACAAUAACAAAAGGUUUUAAGGACGGUAAGGCCCCCGGAGCUGACAACAUUCCGAUUUCUAUUAUCAAAACAACACUGGACCUUAUUUCAGAUCCGCUGCUAUCAGUUAUGAACCUAUCUUUGUCAUCAGGCGUUUUUCCAGAUAGACUGAAAAUAUCUAAAAUUAUUCCUAUCUUUAAAUCUGAUAACGCUAGCUUAGCACAAAACCACCGACCAAUUUCUAUACUUCCUGCCUUUUCUAAAAUUUUCGAAAGAGCUGUUUAUAAUCGCAUAUUUCAAUUCUUAGUCGAUAAUGACAUAUCAUUUAAACAUCAAUUCGGUUUUCGUCCCGGCCACUCUACUUCCCACUCCUUGAUUAAUUUUGUGAACAAAGUUGCUAACGCCGUUGAAUGCCAAAAAUAUUUAGCCGGAAUAUUUCUUGACUUAUCAAAAGCCUUUGAUACCCUAGAUCACGCAAUACUAGUAUCAAAAUUGGAAGCAUGUGGCAUCAUUGGGACAGCCCAUCAAUGGAUAACUGACUAUUUUCGUAAUAGAAUGCAAUACGUCCAAAGUGACGAUUCUAAAUCCGAUGCUUUAAGACACAUUUGUGGCGUACCGCAAGGCCCCCUCUUUUUUAUUAUUGAUGUCAAUGAUCUCCCGGCCUGCUCUAGCUCUAGUGAACUCGAAUUUAUUUUAUUUGCUGAAGACACCAGUAUAUUUUUUUGAACAUAGUGACCUGGUUGUACUUACCUCCCAUCUUAACGACCAGCUCGACAAUGUUUCAACUUGACUAAAAGCCAAUGAGUUAUCCAUCAACGUUAAGAAAACAAAACUAAUGAUUUUCAGACCAAGGCAAAAAACGUUACCUAUCACAAGGCAGAUUAUUAUAGAAAAUAAUGUACUUGAACAAGUAGAUCAUACUAAGUUCCUCGGAGUUUGAUCAGCACCUUACGUGAAAAACUCAUAUUAAUUUUAUUGCGGCUAAGAUUUCUAAAUCUGUCGGGUUACUUUAUAAAGCUACAUACUAUUUGCCCUCAAAAUCUCUUCUUACACUAUACUAUGAGCUUAUUUAUCCAUAUCUUACUUACUGCAAUUUCAUUUGGGCCUCUAUUUAUGUCACCAACCUGCAACGAAUUUACCUACUACAGAAAAGAGCAGCCCGGGCGAUCUCUAAGGCUGACUACAAGGCUUCAAGUAAACCUCUUUCUUCAAAUUUGAAAAUUCUUGAUUUUUUAGUUUCUACUCGCUCCAAGUAAGUUCUUUCAUGUAGCUAUAUCAUAAUGCCGCUUUACCUAUUGCUUUUACUCAAAUCUUUCAAACUGGAAAUCAGAUUCAUCAAUAUUCAACAAGAUACUCUGACUUUUACCGACCUCAUACUUGUAGAAAAAAUAUUUAAAAAAAUUUUCGAUCCUGUUUCAAGGUCCUAGAAUAUGGAAUUCAUUACCGAACAACAUCAAAAACACCCUGACUUUUAAUAUAUUCAAGCGUGUGAUCAAACCAUUUUUAAGGGUCAGACAAGAUACAACCUAAAUACCUCAACACCUUAUAUCCAUAUUUUUCUCCAAACACACUUAUAUACUUAAAAUACACUUCUUUUUCUUUACUUUUAAAUGCUGCCUAGUAUUUAAAUUGCCCGUGGGGGGGAAAUCUCUAUUCCUCAUAAGUUCGGCUUUUCGGAGAUUUCCCCGCCACAGUCACCCUUCCAAGUUGCCUGCUCGUUUUAAAUUUAAUAUUAAUUAACGUAUUUAUUAUGUUUCUUAUUCUAACUGUAAUUUAUUCUGUGUGGCAAAAUAAUAAAAACAAUAAAAAUUGAUUCAACGCCUGAUGGCAAAGUCAUCAUUUGUAGGAACUAUAAUCGUAUUAAGGGGUGCAGUCUUAAAGAUUGUAGUUUUGUGCACGCUUGCAACCUUAAGAUAAAUAGGAAGGCAUUUGUGCAAUAAGUCACGCACCUUGUAUAAUCACCAUGGCAACUCUAGGAGUCGCAUUUGUCCUUCUACCCCCCAAGGUAGCAUGGGUCCCAAUGACUAAACAUAGCUUCACCCCUCACCUUCAAUCUUUGUCUCCCCAGCCUUUUUGUUUCUCAUUUUACCAGAUCUGCACUUAUCCUAUGUUUUAAAAGAAACUCUGUUCUAUCCAUCACUCCCUGGGUCUGACAGCCUCAGAUUAUGCCUGCCACUCUUUCCGUCGAGCUGGGGCCUUCCUUUGCCUUUUAAUCAGGGAUUCCGGUGGAAAUUAUCAAGAUACUGGAUGACUAGCAUUGGGACGCUGUUCUCCUUUAUCUUUCGGUUGCACUUACUAUCAGACUUCAAUCAGUUAAUCUCUUCUCUAAAGGUAUUAUUUCACACCGCACCACUUUACUUCACUUUGGGUUUUGAGUGUUAGUUUUCCUUUUUCUUUUGAUAGAGGUUGUCCUAGUGACAAUCAUGCGUGUUGGCUGUAUGGUUUAGGGAAAGCAUCAACCCUUGGUUGAUGCUUAUCUAAAUCAUUAACUAGGAUUAGAGACUCAGGCAUACUUGCAAGCUUAAAUUUUUAGAUCCAGUAUUAGUUUUCACAUCUAUCAUUGCCUCUAGGGCCAGUGAUAAGUUUUUACAAAUAUUAAGUAAAAUUACUCGAGGCUAGUAAAUUGUAAAUCUAAAGCAUGAGUGUAAAAGAACUAUUUGUAGUCAUAUAUAUUUUGAUUGGUAGAAAAAUUCAAGGACGCUUGCCCUAUGCGCUCAAGGUAUCGUCCCCUCCCACUCACCCGGAUCUAUUUUGUUAUGUUUUAUGACAGCCCUUCUAUUUUUGUUUAAUAGUCCAUUGUAGCAUAUUGUCGAGUUUUAAAUUUGAAGUGUUGGUUUUCCUUUUUGUUUUCGUCCAGGUUAUGAAUAGACACAAACAGCGAAAGGGAGACCAGAUACCAUUCACGCGAUUUCCAGAACGCCUAAAAAUUGCUUUAGUUUUGGCAUGUAAACGACAAUGUGUUGUGGACUGUACUACUACGUCUGCGCGGCAGGGAGUGUUGGUCUUCCAAACAAGCAACAAGUAAGGGCCCAACGGGUAUUAACAUAUUAUGGUUGUUUGUGUAGCAACGAAAUGUUAGCCUAGUUGUAUUGAAUUUGACUCAGGCGUCUUCAUUGGAAAAAUACAUUAUUUCUUUUUUUCUGCUGCCAAGUCAUUUAAAAGUGUACACAUAUGUUAGGUAGUCAGCUUCCUUUUUAAAAAUACCAUGCUGUAUAAAAUUUAUAUGGCUAAGGGCCUUAACUCGUAAUUAUAGAGACGAUUUACCCCAACAAAUAGGAAAAAAACAUUUUUAAAGACGCUUUCUGGCUGACGUGCAAUCCAGGCUUAAAUUGCACAAUCGUAUCCUUACAUUGCUUAUUUAUUACUUGGAUUUUUAUUUCAGUUGUAUAUUGGUACGUGUGUGCGCGCGCAAUUUAAUUUUGAGUGCGUGCAUUAUUUAUUUAUUUAUUUAAGUUUCGUGUACAUGUAGUUCGUUUAAUAACGUCUUAGUUUUGCUUUGCGUUAUUUUCCUCACUUAUAUGUGUUGUCCGCGACUGUGCUCACACGGUGGGUGGCUCCUCCUAAAUGUUCUGCAGUUGGUAUAGGAUUUAAUGGAGCCUAAACCAAUUGUUGAAUUGCACGCAUUUUAGGCAUCCUACUGAUGAACAGUUGGGACACGUAGAUAUAUUUUUUAGCAACUACUAUAAUUUGCAGUCUGUCUACUUUGAAUCGCUCUAGAACACCUUAGCUUAAGCUCCCUAUAAUAAGAAAUUGACUUCUACCUUGUCUGUAACACAAAACUCAGUGAAGGGUUUGUUUGGGUGGAGAUAGGGGAAGACUUGAGGUUCAAAACUAGACGAUGGCGAGCUAGCAGAACCAGGCCUGGAGAAACUAUUUUAAUUUUUAAUGUGCAUAUGCGCAUUAAGCAUAUUUUGAAGCAAUUUAUUUGCAAAAAUAUUAUAAUCCGUCUAUGAUGAAUGACUUCAUGCUUUUUCAUCCGAUAUCAUAUAUCCUUGAUCAAAUGCUGCCGACCAAAAAAUUCACAGAUGAAAGGAAAAUCACCACUAACGGGAAAGAACCCUUGAACAAAGGCCGCCCUUAAGGUGAUUCCCUGGUAAAAGAACCUUACAUAGAUUGUAGAUGAAACUUGGUACACUGAUGUAACAAGUCAAGAAGAUGAUAAAAAGGUAAUAAAAAGUGGGGGUCACCGUGCUCGUUUUGACGUCACAAUGCCGACAAAUACGACUAUUUUGGACCCUUUGACAAAAACCGUGCGCAGCCCAAAACUAGACAAAAAGGAAAGAUUUUAUCAAUGAUGCAUGUGGUAUCUCACAGAAUUUGACUUUAAUGUAUUGUUUAUCUACUUACGUACUAGAAAAAUGCCUUUUAAUGCGCUUGUUUUUACUUUACGCUCCAAAGUAGAAUUAAAUUGGACACGCGCUAUUCGACACGUGAUAGCUCAAUCCGUACAAUUUAGUAAAAUUGUCAAAAAACUGAACAUAGAUUUGUGCCAAUUUUUUUCUCACCGAAAGGAAGCACUAGCCUUAUUAAAAUCACGAAAUAAAAACUGGGGGUCACCGUACUCGUUUUUGCGGUAGAGCUGCUGAAAGUGCGCACCAAAUGCAUUUUUCCUCCAUUUUUGAGAGAGGACUGGGGCGAGUUUCAAAAAAGAAUGUAUGCGAAAGGGGGAAGAAAGUAUUAAAAAAUCCGUUUUUACGGAAUUUACAUUGAGAUAUCACAUUUAGGACACAAUGUGAUAAAGAAAGCGUUUAAAUGAAAAUCAAAGUGAAUAAGCACAGAUUAAACAUCCGCUAUCGAGGUUCUCCGUGAGGAAGUCAAACUCAGCAACACGCGUUCUGCUUACGUUAUGCACAUUCCCACCACAUUGAGUCUCGCCUCGGCAAGAAACAACCGCAAGCAAAAAUUGCAAUAGCGUUUCUCUUCGGUCAACUUCAUUUUAAUAUUACUUCACAUGCUUUUUUACGGAGGCCAUCUUGUUAUGCGCAGUAAGAGAUGCGCAGUGCAAAACCAGGGAAUCACCUUCAGAAAAACUCGCAAUUAUAGAGAAGAUCUACCCCAACAAAUAAGAAAAAAACAUUUUUAAAGACGCCUUCUGGCUGACGUGCAUCGCUCUUGAACACCUUGGCUUAAGCAACACGCAAGACUAAUCCAAGGUUAUAGAGACUUCAUUGACAAUGCCCUUUUUUGGACCCGCUCCAGCUCAUAUCGAUAUUGGGAUGUGAAAUUAAAGAGAGAGAUACAUGGAUCUCUAGACGACCUACUUGUAUCAGUUGAUGAAGAGGAUAUUCCACUAUCUUUUAACUCUUGAUAUUUUCACUUAAAACUGCUAACACCUCAUACAAUUUCUUGAAGAGAACAAUGAGAAACACUCAAUUACACGAAACACAAACGCACAUUGAAAAUCAUGCAUUGCGGGCGCAACCUAUAGAUUAGUCAAGUAUCUCCAAGCCUGAGAUAACUAACGAACCGGUAGUAACUGUAACCAUAUAUUGCAAACAUUGGUUGCAGUGUUUCUCAGGGUGUGUUCCUUGGGGAAAUGAAUCCAAAAACGGUUUUGUGUUUCUUUGCUAAAAUUUUUGUUUUGAAACAUUCAGCUAAAGAAUCUAAAGUCAGGAGCCGACUAAGCUUAAAUUUAUUAUCGUCUCUUUUCUUUGGCACUGAUGUGGAAAACAUUCAUCUGGGAUGUGGAAAUCCUGGAAAAAUAUAUACCCGCCUUCUCUUCCAAUCCUAUACUUUUACUCCCUAACUGAUAUCGCCCUAAAUAAUCUACUUCUGUAAUUUCAGUUUCUCUCAACGGUUUGCAAUAUGGGACAUUUGAGGUAAGGCUGAGUCUGUACCGCACACUAUGUGCGUUAUUUGAAUAUAAAAUAUUGCAAUUAAAUUCCUUACUGAGAUAACAAAGACAUAAAAGCAAAGAAAAGCAUUAAUCGAAGAAAGCAGGACUGAUUUUACCAUCUGAGUCCUUUAAUACAUUAAAGCAGACGGAUUCAUGGAUUGAUAGUGUAGAUAGUGAUGAUGGUGCCUUCACUUUACACUACUCUAGCAUUAACUCCAAUGCAAAUGCCAAGAACAACAAAAAAUUCAAAUAAAUAAGGAGCACUUCAACGAGUUCAACUUACAAGAACCUUAACCGCGUCAGAUCUGAGAACGAUCCUUUUUCCAGUUUCUGGAUUUUGUUGUCUUGAAGAUAUCUGCAUAAUAAAAGAAACAAAAGAAUUGGGUAGACAAAAGCGCUAAAAACUCCUAUCAGGAUAACACCACUCUUAAUAAGAAAAUAUGGCCCAAAAUGCAAUUCAAGAUUUUGAAAGGAGAUUUUUCCCACAAAAAAUUGUUCGUUUUCUUAAGUACUUUUUUUUGCCGUUCAAAAGAGGCCUAUAGAGAAUGACAGAUUGAAACUUCCCGUAUUUGCCAUUUUCAGCGGCGUGAAAGGCUCUCUGGGCGAUGACGUAAUAGGGUUGCUCGCCCUAGCUGCCUGGACGCAAUUCUGGUGUUUUUGUUAAAAACAACAAGCAUCGCGUUGUGACCUGCAGAAGCGAUCGUCAUGUCUAUUCAGCCUUAUCAGCUUCAAACUGAAUACCCUUCCAGUGAAAAAGCUGAGGAAGACUCGCAGGAUUGA
Molecule: messenger RNA, 7695 nt
Organism: Porites evermanni
Lineage: Eukaryota; Metazoa; Cnidaria; Anthozoa; Scleractinia; Poritidae
Source: the annotation of a GenBank genome assembly